This is a messenger RNA of Ornithorhynchus anatinus (platypus), 1525 nucleotides long. RefSeq names its product ubiquitin specific peptidase 21 (gene USP21). Gene Ontology annotation, cellular component: cytoplasm. Lineage: Eukaryota; Metazoa; Chordata; Mammalia; Monotremata; Ornithorhynchidae. The coding region runs from base 1 to 1218 and encodes 405 amino acids. The transcript is spliced from 12 exons. Gene Ontology annotation, biological process: protein deubiquitination. The record is from RefSeq and is a predicted model, not a curated record. Gene Ontology annotation, molecular function: cysteine-type deubiquitinase activity.
AUGCCGGAGCUGGGCCGGCUGCCCCGGGAGCUCCGGCGCCGGGCCGCGCGGAGGGGAGGGGCGGCCCUGCCGGACACCGUGGGACCCUCGGCCGUGCUGGGGCCGCUGCUGGUGGCCGGCGAGGCUCAUCACACGCUGCUCCUGGGAUCGGGCCACGUCGGCCUCCGGAACCUGGGGAACACGUGCUUCAUGAACGCCGUGCUCCAGUGCCUGAGCUGCACGCGGCCGCUGCGGGACUUCUGCCUGCGCAGGGACUUCCGGCUCCAUCCCAGAGCGGGCCGCACCCAGGAGCUCACCGAAGCUUUCGCAGACGUGCUGGGAGCCCUCUGGCACCCCGACUCGUGUGAGCCCGUGAACCCCGCCCGCUUCCGCGCCGUCUUCCAGAGGCACGUCCCCGCCUUUGCCGGGUACAGCCAGCAGGAUGCUCAGGAAUUCCUCAAGUUCCUCAUGGAGCGGCUGCACCUGGAGAUCAACCGUCAAGGCCGGCGCCCCCCGCCCAUCCUGGCCGAGUCCUCGGCCCCCUCGCCUCCCCGCCGGGGGACCCCCCUGCUCGACGAGGCCGUCCUGAGUGACGACGAGCGAGCCAACCUCAUGUGGAAGCGAUACCUGCAGCGGGAAGACAGCAAGAUUGUGGAUCUGUUCGUGGGCCAGCUGAAAAGCUGCCUCAAAUGCCAGGCCUGCGGCUACCGCUCCACCACCUUCGAGGUCUUCUGCGACCUGUCGCUGCCCAUCCCCAAGAAAGGGUUUGCCGGCGGGAAGGUCUCCCUGCGAGAUUGCUUCAACCUCUUCACCAAGGAGGAGGAGCUCGACUCCGAGAACGCCCCGGUGUGUGACCGCUGCCGGCAGAGGACGCGGAGCACCAAGAAGCUGACGGUGCAGAGGUUCCCCCGCAUCCUCGUGCUGCACCUCAACCGCUUCUCCGCCGCCCGCGGCUCCAUCCGGAAGACUUCCGUCAGCGUCGACUUCCCCCUGCAGCAGCUCAUCCUGGGAGACUUUGCCAGCGACAAGGCCGGGAGCCCCGUGUACCAGCUCUACGCCCUGUGCAACCACUCGGGCAGCGUCCACUACGGUCAUUACACGGCCCUGUGCCGGGGACAGACCGGUUGGCGCGUCUACAACGACUCCCGCGUCUCGGCCGUCAGCGAGAACCAGGUGGCGUCCAGUGAGGGCUACGUGCUGUUCUACCAGCUGGCGCAGGAGCCCCCCCGGCGCCCGUGACCCCAGCGGCCCCCUCCCCCCAACAAACGCGUGUGACCCCCGGUCCCUCUAACCCUCCCCCUCCCCCCCAACCAUCUGUGACUCUCUCCCCUCCCCCCACCCCCCCGGUCGCCCCUCACUUACCUCAGAGACAACUAUUUUUGUGUCUUUUUAAUCUGGGGGGACCCUGUCACCCCAGUAUUUUUUUAUUGGACAAAAGGCCCCCCCCAUCCCCCUCGCAACAUGUGUACAGCCCCCCACCCCCGUGUACAGACCCCCUUAGUUUCCCAGCCUCAUGUUUGGCAAAUAAAUUUACUAAGAAACCCGG